GCCCUGAGCGCACCAGGUGCCGAGGAGGCAGGAGGAACGAGCAGGGAAGGGCAGGGGCCCCAGGAAAGCCUUCUGCCCCAACAGCUGACCCCAAGCCCCUGAGUGGCCCUGGGCAGAUGGCUGUCCCUCUCUGAACCUCAGUCCCCUCCUGUGCACAAUGGAGCUGCCAGUGGCCCCCACGGAAAGCACGUGGCUCACACCAAGGGCAGGUCUCAGUCCCUGUCCCCGGGCACUUGUGGGGCAGCAGGAGCCGACGUCUCAGGGCUGCACCCUUUCAGCCCAUUUGAUCCCACACUGACCUGCGAGUCAGGGACUUUCCAUUAUCCUCCCAUUUUGCAGUGGGGAAACUGAGGCACAGAUUGGUUAGGUCACUGGCCCCAGCUCACACCCUAGAAUGGGCCCGGAAUUCAGUCCCAGGCAGCCCGGCCCUGAAUCAGGGCUCCGACCACUAGGCCCCACCGUCUCCCAUGUCUGAGCACCGACGUCCCUUCUCUGGGCCUCAGCCUCCCCAACCGUGGAGCGGGCUUCCCAGGGCUCAGCUCUGCAGUCUGCUCAAAGGGUUAGGGACGUCGUGUUGGGACCUGGGAGGAGAGUUUAAAACCAGGACUCUGGUGAUCUCAGUCCCCGUGGGCGGAAGGAGAUGGGGCCCCGCCCUUUCUCUGCUGUGAGGCUCCCAUUGCCCAAGGCCUCUGGGAGCAGGGACUGGGCAGGGCAGGGAUCCAGGCCCUGGUGGGCCAGAGACCGCGGGGUGAGCGCCCAGGGGCCUGUGUGCCCUCCCCCUUCCGCCCGGCCUUGUCGUGGGCUCCCCCGCCCCACCUCACCUGGACCAACCACACCGCAUCCGGUGGCAGCCCUGCCAGAGGAGGAAGCAGAGUCUGAGGUCCCUGUCAGCUGCCAGGGGAGUCCCGCCAGGGUGUGAAGCAAGGCCUUUCCUGCUGCUCCGCCCCAGCAUAUAAAGGCGGCCUAGCCAGCCGCGAGAUCCUAGACGUCCCUGUGCACCCCGCCCGCCAUGUCCAGCCCCUGUGCCCUGCUCACUUGGACCCUUCUCACCCUCCUGGGACUCGGGGCGACUCGAGAAGACUUCACCCCAUGCGGCCCCAUCGUGCCCCGGAGAGAGUGGGGGGCCCUGCCAUCCAGGUGCGAACAGCGCCUGGACCUGCCCGUGCGCUACGUGGUGGUGUCACACACGGCGGCCAUCCCCUGUGACACGCCGACUUCGUGCAUGAGGCAGGUCCAGAACGUGCAGCAUUACCACGUGCGGACGCGGGGCUGGUGCGACGUGGCCUACAACUUCCUGAUCGGAGAAGACGGGCUUGUGUAUGAGGGCCGGGGCUGGGACACUCAGGGCGCCCACUCAGGUCCCACCUGGAACCCCAAGUCCAUCGGCAUCAGCUUCAUGGGUAACUACAUGGAUCGGGCGCCCCCGCAACGAGCCCUCAGGGCAGCCCAGAGUCUGCUGGCUUGUGGCGUGGCUCGGGGCACCCUGAGGACCAACUAUGAGGUCAAAGGACACCGGGACGUGCGGGACACAGACUCUCCAGGUGACCGGCUCUAUGAUAUCAUCCGGACUUGGCCACACUACCGAUACUGAGGCCCUGCCUGCCCACUCCAGUCAGAAACCCCCUGCCUCCCCCUCCAAUAAAGAUGCACUCACUGUGA
Equus quagga is the source of this 1659-nucleotide messenger RNA. Its product is annotated as peptidoglycan recognition protein 1-like. The transcript has 3 exons. Lineage: Eukaryota; Metazoa; Chordata; Mammalia; Perissodactyla; Equidae. Gene Ontology annotation, biological process: peptidoglycan catabolic process; detection of bacterium; defense response to Gram-positive bacterium. Gene Ontology annotation, molecular function: N-acetylmuramoyl-L-alanine amidase activity; peptidoglycan binding; peptidoglycan immune receptor activity. The coding region runs from base 1010 to 1591 and encodes 193 amino acids. The record is from RefSeq and is a predicted model, not a curated record.